AGUCACGAUUACAAACAAUCUUUGUUGUGCUGCCGUUCUGACGAGUUGUGCCGCUGAGCGUUUCCAUCGAGAAGGUGCUUCAACGUCUCGUGCGAUCGCUGCAUAAACGGCAGCGCUGUUCAUCAAGCACUGCGAGCCUUGAACGGCAUGCGGUUAUUAUUGGUAGUGCAGCCAUACAAACACAACACAACGGUAUGCGUGUGGUUCAAUCAUUAUGCGAGGACCAGGCAUGCCAUGCGAGGUCUCCUGCUCCACCUCACCGCACAGUGUCGCUGAGGAGCUGCGGUUCAUCAUGGACUUCAGCAUGUACAAGGUGGCCAAGUACUUCCGCCUGCUGGGCUACGAUACGCUGUGCUCGCGUGAUGUGCCGCAGGCCGAGCUGAUCAGCAUGGCGUGUGCCGAUCGCCGUGUUUUAGUGACGUGCAGUCGGCCGCUGGUCAACGCGGUUGAUGUGCACAAUCGCCGCGUGCGGCUCAUGCGUAAAGCGAUGCCGGCCCUCACGCGUCACAUCGUGUCGUACGACUCCGACGGCGAGUCCAUCUACUCUGAAGAUGACGCGGAGGCGGACGUGGAGUUGCGCUGCCUCUUCACGGCGCAGUGGCGUAGCAGCGACUUCAACCGCGCCAUCGUCGAGCUCAUCCGUCAAGCCGGUCUCACCUACGAUGCGCGGCGCGUCUUCUGCCGCUGCGUCACCUGCAACGACCUCCUCGUCCCGGUCGAGAAGAAGGAAGUGCACGAUCGGGUGGUGCCCAAGAUCUACGAGAUCUACGACGACUUCACGGAGUGUCCGACGUGUCAUAAAGUGUUCUGGGGCUUUGAUGGCGAGAACGUGAUCAACUUCAAGAGCUUCCGCACGCUAAAUCUGCUGCGCUCCUUGUGCAUUUCUGCUGGGGCACCCGUGGAGGCGGAGCGGACGCGGCUGACACGGCUGCGCUGCUUCCGCUCCUUCCCGCGUAUUACGAAGUUGCUGGUUUUCACCUACUUGGAGGAUGCCGACAUCGAGCACAUGAUCGAGGUGUUUCCUGCCCUGCGUGAUCUCGCAGAUGAGGUGCGGGAGAGCCGUCAGACAGGGCAGCCUGUCCGCAAGCUGCAGUUACGGAAAGAUAUGUGA
Molecule: messenger RNA, 1111 nt
Organism: Leptomonas pyrrhocoris
Lineage: Eukaryota; Euglenozoa; Kinetoplastea; Trypanosomatida; Trypanosomatidae
Exons: 1
Coding region: 215-1111 (298 amino acids)
Source: RefSeq, a predicted model, not a curated record